AAUAUAACUUCCAUUCCUCGACAGCUCCAAAACCUUAAACCCUGCUCAAUCUCAAAAACCACACCCAAAUUCGUCGAAACCAGUUCAUCUUCAUCUUUAGUAUUACACUCCCAAACAGUCAAACACAAUCUCUGGCAUCUUCAACCAUGUAUAGUAUCUUAGGCAAAUCAAAUACAAACCCUAAGAAACUCUUGGAAAAUAGCUUCUUCUUCUUCUUCAUCAGAAGUAGAACCCACUAUACAAGCUACUCGAAGAACAACCUUUUUUCCAGAAUCAGCACUCUCAGGAACCCUGAUAUCAGCAUUAUACCGGUCCUUGAUCAAUGGGUGGAAGAGGGCAACAAAGUCGGACAAGCCGAGUUUCAACGCAUCAUUCGUGAACUCCGUGGCCGCAAGCUAUACUCUCACGCCCUCCAGAUUCAGUAACAGUGAUUGUAAAUUGCCUUGUUUCUAAAUCUUCUGCUGCUGGAUGCUUGUUGGAGCAGAUUUCUGAGUGGAUGAGUAGCAAAGGUCUCUUGCCAUUUUCAUCUGGCGAUCGUGCUGUGCGGUUGGAUCUGAUUGGCAUGGUACAAGGGCUGGAUGCUGCAGAGAGCUACUUUAGUAAAUUGAGUGACCAAGAAAAAAAUGAGAAGACCUAUGGUGCUCUCUUAAACUGUUAUGUCAGAGAACGCCUCAUUGAUAAGUCCCUUUCCCAUGUGCAGAAGAUGAAGGAGAUUGGUUUUGCUUCCUCUUCUCUUGUAUACAAUAAUCUUAUGUGCCUUUAUGUUCACACCAACCAACUUGAGAAAAUCCCUGAUGUGCUGUCAGAAAUGAAGAAGAAUGGUGUUCCCCCUAAUAACUUCAGCUACAGGAUAUGCAUAAACUCUUACGGGGCACAAUCAGAUCUUAACAGCAUAGAGAAGCUUCUUAAAGAAAUGGAGAGCAGACCUCACCUCUGCAUAGACUGGACCACUUAUUCCACCCUGGCCAAUUUCUACAUAAAAGCUGGUCUCAAAGAGAAAGCACUCGCUUUUCUGUGGAAACUAGAGGAGAAGCUAGAUAAAAAUGCCCUAGGCUACAAUCACUUGAUAUCGCACUAUGCACAUCUUGGCAUUACAGAUCAGAUGAUGAGGCUGUGGGGCAUCCAAAAGGUUAAAUGUAAGAAGCAAAUUAACCGGGACUAUAUAACCAUGCUGGGUUCUUUGGUGAAGCUUGGUGAGCUUGAAAAAACUGAGGCACUGUUUAAGGAGUGGGAAUCAUCUUGCCAGACUUACGAUUUUCGGGUACCAAAUAUUCUCCUUAUUGGACACUGUCAGAAGGGAUUGGUUGAGAGAGCUGAAACUAUGCUUCAGGAAAUCAUCAAGAAAGGUAAGACUCCAACUCCAAACAGUUGGUCUAUCAUUGCUGCAGGGUAUUUGGAUAAGGAGAAUAUGGAGAAGGCUUUUGAGUGCAUUAUGGAAGCUCUGGCAGUCAAAGAACAAAACCAAGGAUGGAGGCCAAAGCCCAGACUGAUUUCUAGCAUAUUGAAUUGGCUUGGUGAUGAAGGAGAAGCUGAAAAAGUAGAAGCUUUUGUGAGCUCGUUGAAGACGAUGAUACCAGUAAAUAGGGAGAUGUACCAUGCCUUACUUAAAGCUAAUAUAAGAGUCGGGAGAGAAGUGGAACUGAUUUUAGAGAGCAUGAAAGCUGAGAAAAUAGAUGAAGAUGAAGAAACAAGAAAGAUUCUUAGCUUAAAACAGGAGAGUGCUGAAUGACUCAUGAUAUCAUAUUAAGUUUCAUGGUUUGGCUCUUAGCUGUGGUUCAUUGCUGCAACAGGGGCUUUAAUGUUGAAAGAUGUUUGAAGGGCUUGAACUCUAUUGUUGUUGCGUGGACGCAAACAAAUGUACACAACUGCGGAAAUUCACUUUUUAUACUUUGCAUAUGUUACACAGCCUAUUCAGAAGUCCAGUUGGUGGCUGUGCAUCUUGUUUUCUUUCCCCAAUUCCUCUCGUUUAAUGUGUUUUUUCCUUGAUUUUGUUGGAUAGCUUCUUUGAUUAGUAAAGACCUGAUAACACUCGAAUGUUAUUUGGUGUGAGA
Ilex paraguariensis (yerba mate) is the source of this 2051-nucleotide messenger RNA. Lineage: Eukaryota; Viridiplantae; Streptophyta; Magnoliopsida; Aquifoliales; Aquifoliaceae. The record is from the annotation of a GenBank genome assembly.